GCCGAGCUGGGCGGCCAUUUUCCCUUUCGGGGAGGCGAGGCCGGCGGCUCGGCGCCGUCCUCGCCGGAGGGAUGUUCUCCUUGUGUAGCUCGGUGCAGCCCCAGGUUACAGUUCCUCUGAGUCACCUCAUAAAUGCCUUCCACCAACCAAAAAGUUUGGCUGUUUCUGUCACCACCUUGCCUUCUCAGAGUCAGCAGCGGGAUGCAGUUCCUGAGCAUGAGGCUCCCAGCAGUGAGCCCGUGCUUAAUCUGAAGGAACUGGGAUUGUCCGAAUUGAAAGUUAGCCAGCUCGAUGAACUAGUUGACAGUCUCCUUCCUGGCUUUUGUUCAGGCAAUAAAGUUUCUUCCCGAUGGCAUACAUCUUACGUCUCUGCACAGUCCUUCUUUGAAAAUAAGCAUGGUUUCUUAGAUAUAUUUGGUACUUUACGAUCAUCCUGCUUGUACAGACAACACCCCAGAACCAUUCAGAAUAUUUGCUCAGAUCUUCAACGCUGGCCAGUAUUCAUACAGUCUCGGGGCUUUAAGACUUUAAAAUCAAGAUCACGACGUCUUCAGUCCACCUCUGAAAGAUUAACAGAAACACAACAUAUAACCCCAUCAUUUGUAAAGGGGUUUCUCUUACGGGACCGGGGAUCAGAUGUGGAAAGUUUAGACAAACUCAUGAAAACAAAAAACAUACCUGAAGCUCAUCAGGAUGCAUUUAAAACGGGUUUUGCAGAGGGAUUUCUAAAAGCACAGGCGCUUACCCAGAAAACAAAUGAUUCUUUAAGACGAACUCGCCUGUUCCUGUUCGUUCUCCUGCUGCUGGGAAUUUAUGGACUGUUAAAAAACCCAUUUUUAUCUGUACGUUUUCGUACAACUACCGGACUUGAUUCUGCAGUAGAUCCUGUCCAGAUGAAAAACGUCACGUUUGAGCAUGUUAAAGGAGUUGAGGAAGCUAAGCAGGAGCUGCAGGAAGUUGUUGAAUUCUUGAAAAAUCCUCAAAAAUUUACUGUACUUGGAGGUAAACUUCCAAAAGGCAUUCUUUUAGUUGGACCCCCUGGUACGGGGAAGACGCUUCUUGCUCGUGCUGUGGCUGGAGAGGCUGAUGUUCCUUUCUAUUAUGCUUCUGGAUCAGAAUUUGAUGAGAUGUUCGUGGGCGUGGGUGCCAGUCGUAUUCGAAAUCUUUUCAGAGAGGCAAAAGCAAAUGCACCUUGUGUUAUAUUUAUUGAUGAGUUAGAUUCUGUGGGUGGGAAGAGAAUUGAGUCACCAAUGCAUCCCUACUCAAGGCAGACCAUAAAUCAACUUCUUGCUGAAAUGGAUGGUUUUAAGCCCAAUGAAGGAGUUAUUAUCAUAGGAGCUACAAACUUCCCUGAAGCAUUAGACAAUGCCUUAAUACGUCCUGGUCGUUUCGACAUGCAGGUUACAGUUCCAAGGCCAGAUGUGAAAGGUCGAACCGAAAUUCUCAAAUGGUAUCUCAAUAAAAUCAAAUUUGAUCAGUCUGUUGACCCAGAAAUAAUAGCUAGAGGUACAGUUGGCUUUUCCGGAGCAGAGCUAGAAAAUCUCGUGAAUCAAGCUGCAUUAAAAGCAGCAGUUGAUGGAAAAGAUAUGGUAACCAUGAAAGAACUGGAAUUUUCCAAGGAUAAAAUUCUCAUGGGCCCUGAACGUAGAAGUGUAGAAAUUGAUAACAAAAACAAAACGAUCACAGCAUAUCAUGAAUCCGGCCAUGCUAUCAUUGCAUAUUAUACCAAAGAUGCAAUGCCAAUCAACAAAGCUACAAUCAUGCCACGGGGACCAACACUAGGACACGUGUCUCUGUUGCCAGAGAAUGACAGAUGGAAUGAAACUAGAGCUCAGUUGCUGGCACAGAUGGAUGUUAGUAUGGGAGGAAGAGUGGCUGAGGAGCUCAUAUUUGGAAGUGAUCAUAUCACCACAGGUGCUUCUAGUGACUUUGACAAUGCAACGAAAAUAGCAAAGCGGAUGGUGACUCAAUUUGGAAUGAGUGAAAAGCUUGGAGUUAUGACCUACACUGAUACAGGGAAACUCAGUCCAGAAACUCAGUCGGCUAUUGAACAAGAAAUAAGAAUACUUUUAAGGGAUUCAUAUGAACGAGCAAAAAACAUUUUAAAGACGCAUGCAAAAGAGCAUAAGAAUUUAGCAGAAGCUUUAUUGACCUAUGAGACUUUGGAUGCCAAAGAAAUUCAGAUUGUUCUUGAGGGGAAGAAACUGGAAGUGAGAUGAUAAACCUGUGAUGUGGAUUCUUAACUUACAAGAACAUAAAUUCAGCGAUGCAGGAGUCUCCUUAGGCAACAUCGCUCAUUUUCUUUCUUCCUGAUGUGUGUUGUAAUGCACCAAUGACAUUUAAAAGUUAUCAUACACUUUCUUGUGAGUCUUUUGUUACAUGUAUCUAAAUGUUCUUACUCAUAAGGGUGCUUAGAACAACUGAGCUUCCUCUAGCAAACAAUAUAGUAGAAAUGAAGACAUGUCGGACUGAACUCAGCUUGUUUGAGAGACCUCAAUCUGAUCUUGUUGGAAAGUGCAAUGCUGUAGUGUUUCUUUAACUUACUCUUCACAGAUGACUGAGUUGCUAGAAUUAGUUCUAACUAUCCUCCUUAAUUUGUGUGGAAUAUCGUGAACUCAAAACUUAAAAGGUUUAUUAAUAGAACUCAGAACCAUCAAUGGACUAGCACAGAAGAGAUGCAAACCAUAUUUCUACUUUUAUCAGCAGGAAAAUGCAGUAAAAAGCACCAAGUGGUACUGCAGAAAUGCAGUUUACCCAAAAUAGUUACUUUGGCUAGGAAGAAGACUGUGCAGACACACAUCAAAACUCAGAAAAGCAAAAUCUUUUUUUCACUGUCCAUAGGCUCCACAGGGCUGUUUCCAAUCUCUUGUUCAGAGGUGAGAAAAGGACCCUUAAAGUGUGGGCACUGACACAAUUCCACUAGAUAACAAACCAUUCAGCUACCAAGAUACCCAUCUGAUUCCUGUUAGCUUUUGCUAAACAUUAGAAGAGUUGGAUGUUCAUGGGAUGUCAGAACGCGACAAGAGAAUAUGCACCAUGUAUGCUUACUGAUAAAAUUCUUGUAUGCUUUAAUUCAGUAGACAAGGGUUAUACUGUACUUACAAAAGAAUUUCCAAUUGGAGUGGUUUUAUGAUUGUCUGCAUUUCAAAACUGCCCCUGCAAAAAGUACAUGGACUUGAAUGGAAAGGAGGGGUGUAAGUGAAGGGAGACUUUUUAGAAGAUAUUCUUGCCAUUUAAUCUUGAGUUUCAUCCCUACUAGUUUAGUUUAACAUUGUAUUAACCUCCUACUUCAGUAAUGUGAUCAAUGUCAAAUUCUCACAGGAAGGUGAUCAUUUUAUUUGUAGAUUUCAUAUUAGUUGGGAGAAGUAAAAAUACAUCCAUAGAUAACAGACAUUUAAAACUAGAAAUGGGCUUUAGCUUAAAAGAGGUAGUUUAUACCAGCGAAUGUAGAAAAAUUUCUAUCAGGACUGAACAAAAGGGUUUUUUGGUUAUUUUUUUCCAAUCUGCACUAAUGGAUCCCUGUUUUUAGCAGAGAAUGCGGUUUAUUUUUCAGAACUGCUGAAUAUGGCUUUCUAUGUGUUUUGCUAUGUUUUUCCAAUUAGUUUUGUACAGUGUCAUUUCUGGCAUAUUGUGAAAGUUCCUCAAGACUCUUGCUAUAACAGUUUCACAAGGUGGUAGCUGACCUGUUUCAGAUAUGGGAACUUGCUUCAGAUAAACCUAGAAACAACAUGCUUUGCCUUUUGUUUCUGGAACAAUAAAAGAUCCAUUUUAAUUACA
This is a messenger RNA of Ornithorhynchus anatinus (platypus), 3777 nucleotides long. It is a transcript of the gene YME1L1, whose product is annotated as YME1 like 1 ATPase. Gene Ontology annotation, cellular component: mitochondrial inner membrane. Lineage: Eukaryota; Metazoa; Chordata; Mammalia; Monotremata; Ornithorhynchidae. Bases 72 to 2219 code for a protein of 715 amino acids. Gene Ontology annotation, molecular function: ATP-dependent peptidase activity; ATP hydrolysis activity; metalloendopeptidase activity. The record is from RefSeq and is a predicted model, not a curated record. Gene Ontology annotation, biological process: protein quality control for misfolded or incompletely synthesized proteins; mitochondrion organization. The transcript is spliced from 19 exons.